CUGGUCGUGUAACUUUUGAUGGUACACAAUAUAUUAAAUUAACUGACCAUAGUCAUGCACCAAAUCCAGACGAAAUAAUAGCUGCCGAAUUUAAAUCAAAGAUUAGUGAACGUGCAAUAACAUCACAAGAUCCACCUCGACGAAUUAUAAAUGAAGCAUUAUUAGAUGUUCAUAAAGAUGAUGGAACAGCUAUACCCAGUUGUACAGCAUCACAACGUACUAUUGAACGCAAACGUAAAAAAGAUGACAUACCAUUACCAAGACCAACAUCAUUCGAAAUAUAA
Molecule: messenger RNA, 284 nt
Organism: Didymodactylos carnosus
Lineage: Eukaryota; Metazoa; Rotifera; Eurotatoria; Philodinida; Philodinidae
Source: the annotation of a GenBank genome assembly